AAUAAACAAUCACACUUGACUAACAUAGGUUUUCGGAUUGCUUGAAAAGUAUAGCUAAUUGAUUUUCAAUUUCCCUAGAAGAUAUCGCUGCACUUCAUGAACAUGAGCGUGACAGAACAACAGAAAGCUUACCAUUUGAGAAAAUUGCGAACACGGUGUCACAGAAUGGAUAUAAACCACGAUGGUUACCUCUCACGCGAGGAUUUUGAGCUCGUGGCCAAAAGAUUGGUGGAAAUGGCAAGUGGGAUCACCAAGGAGAAGAGUGAAGAAAUACAUGCAGCAUUCUUGAGUAUUGCUGAUUUAAUUGGUUUAAAACCUGGCGUGAAAAUUCCGUUGGAAGAAGCAGCCAAGAUUGGCAGUGACCGCUAUUUGUCCCCAACUAGCAAGAAACCGACUGCACAUCAUGACCUGCUGUUUAAUUGCAUCGAUACAAACAGCGAUGGACACAUAUCCAUCGAGGAAUUCAAGGUCUACUUCAAAGUUGUGGGGAACGAUAUGAGUGAUGAAGAAAUUAAGCAUUCCUUUGACGCUAUCGAUUCGAAUGGCAACGGUGAAAUUAGUCGUGAAGAGUUCGUUGCAGCGGCAAAAGAUUUUUAUUUUGGUGUGGAAGAGACCGAGGUAUCGAAUGCGUUUUAUGGAAAAUUGCUUCCCUGUUAACUAUAUAACGGAAUGAAUCACAUAUUUUUGCAUCAAUUUUGUGGAACGUUAAUUAAAUACUACAAUAACAACGCGAUAAUUAAAAUCGAACUUCAUUUAAUAUUUAGAAUACAAAUCUAUAUUUGUACUGGAAGAUAAUUGUUGAUAAUCUUUGAAUAAAAUUGAAUAUGUUUUGUACGUUAAGUUCGUGGUAUAUACUGUAUUUUCUUUUCGAGAUCGAACGCAAACACGUGCUAAUUCUUUGAAAAGAACAUUCAGAUAUUCUGCUGCUAAAGUCUGGAACCAAAGUUUUUAAUAAAUAGUAACUGUAUCUUUUACACUUUUUGGGAGGGGUUUACUGG
This is a messenger RNA of Paramuricea clavata, 998 nucleotides long. The record is from the annotation of a GenBank genome assembly. NCBI's taxonomy places the organism in Eukaryota, Metazoa, Cnidaria, Anthozoa, Malacalcyonacea, Plexauridae.